Dendronephthya gigantea is the source of this 3547-nucleotide messenger RNA. RefSeq names its product cytosolic 10-formyltetrahydrofolate dehydrogenase-like. Lineage: Eukaryota; Metazoa; Cnidaria; Anthozoa; Malacalcyonacea; Nephtheidae. Gene Ontology annotation, molecular function: aldehyde dehydrogenase (NAD+) activity; formyltetrahydrofolate dehydrogenase activity. The transcript has 28 exons. Gene Ontology annotation, biological process: 10-formyltetrahydrofolate catabolic process; one-carbon metabolic process; biosynthetic process. Bases 293 to 3010 code for a protein of 905 amino acids. The record is from RefSeq and is a predicted model, not a curated record. Gene Ontology annotation, cellular component: cytoplasm.
AGCUAUUUUAGCAACAUUACAAGUAUAAAAGAGAGCAAUUCCUAUAGCUUUGGAACCAGUUGCAAUUUAGCCCAGGGUGUUGCCAAGUGUCGGAUACUAUACGCUGAGGACAAAUGGGGGCGUUGUGUAGGCUUACUGCGAUUCGGCGUUUUGAUUGGAUCACGUCUUCUUAUAUAGUCCAAUUGAAAACAAGCUCCCCCUGAGUUUGUACACGAACAUCGAGUUUCUGGGCAUCGCCAUCGAAAUUUCUAUUCUGAAUUCAAGGCGUGCUUUUCAGACGUCGACAAAAAUCAUGGCUUCUUUGCGAGUCGCGAUUAUAGGACAGUCGCAGUUUGGUAUGGAAGUGUAUAAGAAUUUGCGGGCAAAAGGUCAUGAAAUCGUUGGUGUUUUUACCAUCCCAGAUGUUAAAGGAAAGCCCGAUGUUCUGGCCAGUGAGGCAGAAAAAGACGGACUUCAAGUCUUUAAGUUCAAGCGCUGGAGGAACAAAGGGGAACAGAGCACAAUCCCGGAGGUUUUUGAAAAGUACAAAUCGUGCGAAGCAGAAUUAAAUGUUAUGCCAUUUUGUAGCCAAUUUAUUCCAAUGGACGUUAUCGAUUCUCCCAAGCAUGGAUCGAUUAUAUACCAUCCUUCUCUUUUGCCAAGACACAGAGGGGCAUCAGCUAUAAAUUGGACUCUAAUGGAAGGUGACAAACAGGGAGGUUUCACAGUGUUUUGGGCAGAUGAUGGCCUGGAUACAGGUCCAAUUCUAUUACAAAAAAGUGUAGAUAUUGAUCCUAAUGAAACUGUGGAUACCCUUUAUAACCGAUUCCUUUAUCCAGAGGGGAUUAAUGGAAUGGUUGAAGCAGUUGAUCUGAUUUCCGAUGGCAAGGCUCCAAGAAUUGUACAACCUGAAGAGGGUGCAACAUAUGACAAAAUAUGGAAAAAGAAAGAUGUUGCUAAGAUCCAUUGGGACCAACCAGCAGAAAAACUACAUAACUUUAUAAGAGGGAAUGAUAAGCUUCCCGGUGCUUGGUCAAUGAUUGAGGAUGAGCAAGUGACAUUCUACAGUUCUUCUCUUGAAGAAGGUAGCAAUACUCCAGAUGGAAGUUCUGUAAUUGUUGAUGGGUUAGAAAAACCUGCUAUUGUUCAUGCUGGUGGAAUGACAUUAGUUGGAAAUGAUGGGAAAAUGUUAACAGUAAAAGCUCUGGGCCUGGCUAGUGGUAAAAUGAUUCCUGCAGCAAAGUUUGGUCAAGCAGCGGAUGAAUCUGAAGCUUUGGAACUGUCCGAAGAAGAAAAAGAAAUUGAGGAAAAAUUGAAGGUGAUCUGGGCAGGUAUUCUUUCAAACCCAGACAUUGACAACAGUACUGAUUUCUUUGGUGCUGGAGCUGGCUCUAUGGAUGUUGCAAGGCUUGUGGAGGAAGUUAAAGAGAAAUGCAGCAUAUCUUUAGAAACAGAAGAAGUGUAUAUGAAUACAGGGUUUGGCGAUUUUGUUAAGAUGGUUGUCCUAAGUUCACGUGGCGGUGGUCAACAGGAAUUCAAAUGUGAUACAAUCGAUAUGCACAUCAACAAUAUGGACAUCAGGAUGCCACAUCAAGCUUUUAUCAAUGGAAAUUUUGUUGACUCCACUUCAGGAAAAACGUUCAAAACCAUCAAUCCACACGAUGAAUCGGUACUGGGUGAGAUUACGUUUUGUUCAACAGAUGAUGUAGACCUUGCAGUUGCUGCUGCGAAGAACGCGUUUGAAAAAGGCCCCUGGGGACGAAUGAACGCCCGUGAUCGUGGAUCCUUGAUGUACAGACUUGCUGAUUUGAUGGAAGAGCAUAAGGAAGAACUGGCCACUAUUGAAUCGCUGGAUGCUGGAGCUGUGUAUACCUUGGCUUUAAAAACACACGUGGGAAUGUCUAUAGACACAUUCAGAUAUUAUGCUGGAUGGUGCGAUAAAAUACAGGGCGUCACAAUACCCAUCAACCACAGUCGUCCCAGCAAGAAUCUUUCUUAUACCAAACGAGAACCUUAUGGCGUGUGUGCAUUGAUCGUGCCAUGGAAUUAUCCUUUGAUGAUGUUAGCCUGGAAGAUGGCGCCACUCUUGGCUGCAGGAAAUACAGUCGUGUUGAAACCUGCUCAGGUAACACCAAUGACGGCACUGAAAUUUGCAGAGCUCACAGUCAAGGCCGGCUUCCCUCCAGGAGUCAUCAACAUCCUGCCUGGAUCAGGUUCCUUGAUCGGAAACUACAUGUGUGAUCAUCCUGAUAUCAGUAAAGUGGGUUUUACUGGUUCAACUCCUGUUGGCAAAACUAUCAUGUCGAAUUGCUCUCCCUCUCUUAAACGAGUUCAGUUGGAACUUGGUGGUAAAUCACCCUUGAUCAUUUUCUCAGACGCUGACAUGGAACGAGCUGUGCGCCAGGGUCUCAUGGCUUGCUUUUUCAACAAAGGAGAGAAUUGUAUCGCCGCAGGUCGGCUGUUUGUUGAAGACGCGAUCCACGACGAAUUCGUGGCAAAAGUGGUAGCUGAAGUGAAGAAGAUGAAAAUUGGCAAUCCUCUUGACCGAUCAACUGACCACGGGCCACAGAAUCAUAAGUCUCAUCUUGAUUCUCUUUUGUCUUACGUGGAGACUGGGGUCAAGGAGGGGGCUACUUUGGUAUAUGGAGGGAAGCGAGUUGAUACACCUGGUUGGUACAUGGAACCGGCUGUGUUUACUGAUGUCCAGGAUGGAACUUUCAUAGCUAAAGAAGAGUCCUUUGGCCCGGUUAUGGUCAUAUCAAAGUUUGAUAAUGGGGACGUUGAUGGUGUGAUAAAACGAGCGAAUGCGACAGAGUAUGGUCUGGCUUCUGGAGUGUUUACCAAAGAUUUAAGCAAGGCUCUGAGGGUGUCUGAUGGACUGGAGGCCGGGACGUGUUUUGUUAAUUGCUACAACAAAACUGAUGUCGCUGCUCCUUUCGGUGGUUUUAAGCAAUCUGGCUUUGGAAAAGAUUUAGGCGAAGAGGCGUUAAACGAAUAUCUGCGAACAAAAGUGGUAACAGUUGAGUAUUAGAAUAUAGAAAAUGCUCCAAAUAAAACGGUAAUAUAAUUCUCGUAGUUUUAUUCUAAAAUUUUGAAACAAUAUUAAUGUAUCAAAGAUACGAAUCAUAACAUAUCCAGGAAUUGAUAUUUUAGGCUAACAUAUAUUGUAUGCCAUUUAUAUAUAAAUCUUCUAUGCGAACUCUUCAUAUGGUAGAUAUAACAGUGUAAAAGUAUAUGCAUGCAGUGAAUCUAUGGUAUAAAUGCAUUGGUUUCGUUCUAUAUUGACAGUUCUUUUGUGACAACUUUAUGGUGUGUCCUCAUAUGCCGCGGAGUGUUCUUCCAAAACGAAAUCUGUUUUCUGUUUUGGAGACAAGCUUUGGAUAUCAUUUGCCCGCCAUUAUAGAAAUCAAAACAGAUUGCGCAAAAAAAUAUUUGAUGUUCGUGUAAAAAGUUUUCUUUCACGAGGAAGAUUUAGGAAAUUACAACGUCAUGCUUCUAUUAAUUACCUUCAAGCACUAAGUACCCUAUAAUAUAGGAAGUGCCUGUAAGGUUUUCCGUUUAUCGCAGU